Messenger RNA from Dermacentor albipictus, 3251 nucleotides. RefSeq names its product protein arginine N-methyltransferase 3-like. Gene Ontology annotation, molecular function: protein-arginine N-methyltransferase activity. Gene Ontology annotation, cellular component: nucleus. Lineage: Eukaryota; Metazoa; Arthropoda; Arachnida; Ixodida; Ixodidae. Gene Ontology annotation, biological process: peptidyl-arginine methylation. The record is from RefSeq and is a predicted model, not a curated record.
AGUUAUCGCGAACGAGCGGUGAGCGGUCUGCUGGCGCACGUGGGUUUACUUGUACACUCGAUCAUGUGUAGUACGAUGUCCGAUGACGAAAACGAUGCGGCGUGGGACAGCGCGGAGGAAUUGGAGACCGAGCGCGAAGACAGCGCGUGUCUAUUCUGCGGCGAAGUGCGUGCUUCACCAGAGCUCGUGUACGAGCACUGCGCGCAUGACCACACGUUCUCCAUCAACCAUGUGGUUGAACGCUUGCAGCUGGACUGCUUCGGGUACAUCAAGAUGGUCAACUACGUCCGUAAACACAAAACAAGCCCAGAGGCCCUACAGACUGCUGAUCCACAGUGCCUUCCCUGGGAGGAUGACCAAUACCUUGUGCCAGUUGUGCAAGAUGACUUGCUCUUAACCUACGAUGUGGAAGAGCUCUUGAAUGCCAGUGCAAAACCUGAGGAUGAGUGUCGCCAACUGCGGGACCGGCUUUCUCAGGCUGAGCAAGCCAUCGAGCGCAUGAGGGAAGUGGCAGAAAGCUGGCUGCAGUCGAACGAGCAAGCACAACCCAUUGAACAUGACGAGCCUUACUUUGAGUCAUAUGGCCACCAUGGCAUCCACCUUGAGAUGCUGUCUGAUAGGCCACGGAUGGAUUCAUACCGCAAGGCCAUCGAGCUAAAUGCUGACACCUGCAUUCGAAAUUGCACUGUGCUUGACGUUGGGUGUGGCACCGGCAUCCUCUCCAUGUUGUGUGCACGGGCUGGUGCACGUAGGGUAGUGGGAAUCGACCAAUCGGGUGUUGUCUACAAUGCAAUGGACAUUGUCAGGGAGAAUGGUCUGUCAGAGCAAGUGACCCUGGUGCAUGGCCGCGUGGAGGAAUUGGAGCUCCCUGAGCGUGUGGACGUGCUGGUGUCUGAGUGGAUGGGCUACUUCCUCCUCUUCGAAGGCAUGCUUGGCAGUGUGCUUCAGGCCAGGGACCGGCUACUGCGGCCGGGAGGGUUGAUGCUACCCAGCCGGUGCCAGCUCUUCCUGGUGGCUCUCAGUGACACUAACAUUCAUCGACGAAUGGUGAGCUUCUGGGAUGAUGUAGAAGGCUUCAAGAUGACCUGCAUGCGGAAAGAAGUGCUCGGCGAGGCCCAUGUGAUGGACGCCCCAGCUUCAAGUGUCUGCUCCGAGCGACCAGCCCUUCUGUUGAACCUUGACUUGAACACGUGCCGCAUGGAGGACAGUGACUUUGCGAGCGACUUUGAACUGGAUCUCCAGCCAGGCACACAACAGGUCACUGCAUUGGCCGGUUACUUUGACUGCACCUUUGAGCUACCAGUGCCUGUUGUCCUUAGCACAGCAAUGGAGGCAGAGUCCACACACUGGAAACAGACAGUAUUCUUGCUGGAAGAGCCACUCUUAUUAGCUGAAGGUGAGAAAACGGUACGAGGGCGAUUGGCGUGUCGACGGCAAGACCGCAGAGAGCUCCUGGUCACGAUAACACUAGGGUCAACACAACGGCAGUACAUGCUGCACUGAAGAGUUGCUGCAACUACAGUUGAUGCUUUCUUGAAAAGGUGCCAUGUUCAUGGCAGUAUGAUGGUUUGUGCUGUGUUGGAACAUGGCAAACAUAGCCAUAGCUGCCAGAUGAACACAAGUGUUCCUCUUUGUUGCGAACAUUUGAGCACGUGUUGUUGUUCACAUUGAACAUGCGAUUUGUACAGAUCCGUAAACAGAGUGUUUGGGCAUUCUGUUGCAAAGAAAAAGAGAUCCAUAACAUGUCAGUUGCUAUACUUUAUCGGUAGUUCCUUGCAGCACUGUGGAAGCUGCAGGAUUUCCUAGCCGUUAAAAAGGGCAAAUGCCCCUCAAGAUGUGUUGUUCUGUGCUGCGUCAUCUUCUGUUUGUCCUGUUGAUACAUGCUUCCAGGCAUGGCUGUUGAUGCAACAAAUGUUUUGGUGCUAUGACCAUUAGCCAUGUUUACAUGAAUGUGACUGUGGGGCUUUGCUUCAUAUAUGCAUACUCUUUCUCAGCUGUUUCUUGCAGCCUUCUUAGCCAACACUAAGGCUGAACACCCCUCUUAAUGUGUUCACUCGUGCUGUAUCGUCUGCCCUGCCUCUAGUUGGUGUUUGCUCACUGCUGUCACAAUGUACCGUACUGGAGUGUAGCAGUAAAUUAAUGCAGUGGACACUUCGGCUUUCAGAUCAUUUCGCAUUGUCAGUGCAACACCAGUGCUAAUGCUGUUAAGUGAAAACCACCUGCAAAGUGGAGAUCGCACCUCUUUUACAGCUUGGUGUCUCCUCUGUAGGCAUAGCAGCGUCAGACAAACAGCUGAUCAAAGUAAUAUAACAACACAACAUACCUCAUGCUUCGCGCUCAGUGUGAAGUGAGACUAAGCGAUGGCUAAUUAUACCAUUUAUUUCUUGCUGUCAGUGGAGAGCAAGUAACAAACUGGAAUUUGGGUUGAAGCGAGCGAAGUGGAUUGUGGGGGCAUUGCCAUGUUACUAUGUGGUCCUGGUUACUGGUGGUAACAGUCAGAAUAAUUCACGGUAUACGACGUGCAUGUACAGAGGGUCUGACAUAUCACGUAUUGCUGUAACACUUCCCCCAAAAGCUCUAACCUCACCAAUAGUUAAGACAGUUACACCCAGAACUAUAUUCUGUUAAACAAGGAUAUUGUCUCAUACCUUUGGCAGUGCUGCAAGUUACUUGUGAGAUAGAGUACAGGUUCAAAGCCCUGGGUUGAAUACUACCGUAUGGCUCAAGUGUCCUGGUGUCUUCCUCUGUUUGUAAGCGUUGUCCCUGGAACUGGCCAGUAAUGCACACGUAUUGAUUUCUUUGGCAUUGCUGUGUGUUGGGCCUGCUGGUAUGCAAACUUGGAUAACAUUUUAGCCCCAGCAGACAAGGACAAAAGGAACACAUGGACACCACAAUAGCUCAUUGUGGUGUGUAUGUCUCCCUUUUAUUCCGGCAUUAAAAUGGUAUCCAUGAUUUCCUUUCAUUGCAACACACUGAUUCAGUGCUUCAGACAGAAGCAUGGGUGAAUAUACAUGAACAAGUGCUUAUGUACAGAUUUUUGUGUCCAGUGACUGGUAAAAAGUUAAAGAAAAGACAAUGUCUUUAAGUGGGACCACAAAUACUGCAGUUGAGGUGUUGUGAAUAUUUGCUGACACUGAGAAAAUCCUGAAUGCACAUCAAGAAACAAGUGCGAAAAAGCGACUGUGUUUUCAUAUUUGUUUCAGCAUCUCAUCUUUCAGAAAUAAAGAAUGAUAUAGUAGUACCAUACCUAA